CUCUUUGUUCGCAACUCUAUAAGUAGCUGUUAGCCUGUUACUGUCACCUCAGGGUACACUGUCACUGUCAUGAUUUGUCAGCUGCUUGCUUGCUUGCUCGACUUCGAGAGUUGAAUGGAAUGAAAGAGAAGAUAAAUUAGAUUCACCAGUUUAAUGAUUCGGUGUAAUCUUAUGUAGGUGCUUACUAAAUUUAAACUAUUCAGUGUUUAGAAAUAGGUGAGUCUGAGUGAUUUCCUACAAUGUCGCAGCGAGAUGAUUUUAAGUCAUAAGUAAUGUUGAACGCCUUUAUAUGAUUGACGAAUUCAAAGAUUUGACCAAAUAAUGAUACAUAAAUAAACAAAGGCUUGCAAUAAUUUUGCUAGGCUCGUAUGAAGUAAGAAUUAAAAAUGUCUAGUAAUUCUUUGCUGUUUUCAAUCAAUAAUGAAGGCAAAGUUUACGCCUUGUCAACAAGUGGAUCAUGUUGGAGAGAAUUCAUGUAUCUUGGCUUAGAAUUCAAAACAUUAUCUGCGGUACCACAUUAUCUUUGGGCUGUUGGAGGAGAUCGACAAAUCUACCUCCACGUUCAUGGUCUAGAAAUACCAAUAAGAGUCAAAGAAGAAUCUUACGAGAAUGAAAGGUGGUUACCACUAGAAGGUUUCAGCGGGAGAUUAUUACCCACCGACAGAUAUCAUUUUUCUUCACAAGAUGGUACAAAAGACAGAUCAAUUGAUCGCAUUAGAUUACCAUCUAUGGCCUGGCAAUGGGAAGGUGAUUGGCAACUUGAAUUGACACUUGAUGGUCAACCCUUAGAUCAUGAUGGAUGGACAUAUGCAGUGGACUUCCCAGCUCAAUUUGGUCCCUCAAAACAGUGGAAGUCUUGUGUAAGGAGAAGGAAGUGGAUAAGAUACAGAAAAUUCAGUGCUAUGAAUUCAUGGUGUGCUAUUGCUCCAUUGCACAAAGACCCAACACAAGAGCCUUUUAUUGAUGUAAGCAUUGGUGGCAAUCAAAUCCCAUAUGCAUCUCCUGGAACAUUAUCAGUGUGGGCCAUAACUGCUCAUGGCCGCGUUAUGUACAGAGCUGGUGUCAGUACUACAUCUCCUGAAGGAUUGAAAUGGAUUAACAUAAGUAUUCCUCCUAAUUGUGAUAUUAAACAAAUAUCUGUUGGGCCCACUGGAUUGGUGUGGGCUCUUUUGUGGACAGGAAGAGCUAUUAUUAGGAAAGGCAUAACCAAAGACUGUCCCACAGGGGAAGCAUGGAUGGAAGUUAAAUCUCCUAAUGAUACAAAAUUAGUGUCACUCUCUGUUGGAUUUAAUGCCAUUUGGGCUGUGAGUUCAGAUGCAAGAGUCUGGUUUAGAAAAGGUAUAGAUGGAAAUUCAGCAGGUACCUCUGAAGUAGCUGCAAUGGGAAGUGGUUGGCUAGAAAUAUCAGGACAUAUGAGCUAUAUUUCUGUUGGCAUAAAUGAUCAAGUAUUUGCUAUUGGUGACUCUGACAAAAGUAUAUACUGGCGCAGUGGUAUAACACCUGCAGAACAAACUGGUAAAAGGUGGCGAAUGGUUCAGGCUAAUAUGCAAUUAAGUAGAACAUCCAGCUCAGCAAGUGUGGUGUCUUCGGCUUCAAAUGUCAAGCAUCAUAGUCUAAACAUGCUCAAUGAAUCUACAACUGAGCUUAAGUCUAAUAUUAAUCUUCAUAAUUCUUGGGAAGAAUCACAUUCUGCACCUAUUGAACACACAUUACCUAUCAAACCAAAAGAAGCCCGCCAAAAACGAAAUGAGCAGGUAGACAAUAUUGAUUACACAGGCAAAAGCUAUGAAACCACUCUAAAAAAUCCAAGAGCAUGGAGUCCUGUGAGAAGUGUAGGCUCUGUAGUAGGUAUGGAGGCUCAACCAGACAGUGACAGCAGUGUGUUUGAUGUUGAUUCAGGAAUGUUUUUUGAUGAUGAAAUCAGCCAAACUGCCUGGGGGACUUGCGAAACUACCUGGGCAUUUGUGGAAGCUGGAGCUUGUUCUGUAGAUGUAAUGCAGGUUCCACAUUGGUUUACAGACUCACACAGUGCAUUUAAUUUGGAUCUCACUUCUAAAUGGCGAAUGCAAAUUUUGGAUUAUCUCAAAACCAGGAAUAAUAAUGUAACAGUAGAUCUUUCUAAUUAUGGUGUAGCAGUAGAAGAAAAAGGUUGGACAAGGAGCUGUGAGUCAAGAUUGAUAAAUGCUAAUAAUUCUAGUGAAGAUUGCAUAUUGUCUUUAUAUUGGCAUGAUUUAGAAAACAUAGGAACACUGUCUGUUUUCCAACCAGAUGGUACUAUAAAAUUCAUCCUAAAUCUGGGUGAGGUUACCAGUAUAAUAACAUCAUCAGAACCUGGAAGUCCCAGAAUUACACUAUCUAUUCCACGCCAAAAUAAGAGCCCCAUCAAAGUGCAAUUUAUAUCAGAAAUGGAACAAGAAGAAUGGUUCAAUGUGUUAGUCGAUAUUACUUCUCAAAUUAAUGGAGUUACUGGCAAACCAUCUCAUAACUCAGUAUGGGCAAUUGCUAGUUCUGGUGAUGUACUAAAUUGGGAUCCAAUGCCUGCAAAAUUAAAUAUUUCAAAUAAUGGACAGUAUGUCAAGGAAUUCCAAGUUUUUGGAAAAGAUAUAGUGUCUGGUUACACAACAGCUUUGCACAACAAUUUCCCACCAGGAAGCACAAUUAAAGUUUCGGGUUGUUUACAUGAUGAAAUAAACAGAUUUCAUAUUAAUUUAGAAGGACCAGAAGUAAAGAAACAGAGACAUAAAAUUGAAACUGAAGUCACUGAAAUACCUUUCCACUUCAAUGUAAGGUUCGACGAAAGAACUGUGGUUUGUAAUACAAAAAUCUUUGGUAGUUGGGGAGUGGAAGAGAGACAUGAAUUACCGUUGUCCCCAGGUCAGGAAUUCUGUGUAACAAUAAUUUGCGAUGUAAAUGUAUUUAAGGUCCUCGUAAAUGAUAAACUGUAUUGUUACUAUGAGCACAGGCUUAACCCUAAGACCAUUACAGCAGUUUCUAUAAAGGGUCCCUUAAAACUUUUUUCUUUGGAGUAUUCCACUACAAAUGCUAUAAUAGGAUCUGAAGAAAUGUAUUGGAGAAUCAUUGGAGGAUACUUGCGACGUGUUGAGUCUUGUCAAAAAGGAAUAGUUUGGGGCAUAUCUCAUGACCACCGAGUUUGGGUUUAUACAGGAGGAUGGGGUGGAGGAAUACUUAAAGGUAUAGGUAGCAAAGAAGGAAUUCAUUCAAUGACUGAUACACAAACUUACUGUGUUUAUGAAAAUCAGAGGUGGAAUCCUCUGUCUGGGUAUACGUCCACAGGCUUACCUACCGACCGUUACAUGUGGAGUGACGUAACUGGAAAACAUAAAAGAACUCGAGAACACACGAAACUUCUGAAUCGUCAUUGGCAUUGGGUAUCGGAAUGGAUGAUUGACUAUAACACUCCCGGUGGGGUUGACUCUGAUGGAUGGCAGUACGCAACCGAUUUCCCGGCUCCAUAUCACGGAAAAAAAAUAUUUACUGAUUGCGUCCGACGACGAAGAUGGUAUAGAAAAGCGCAAAUUAUUACCGAAGGCCCAUGGAUACGAGCUGGUAGUACUGCGCUUUUAGAUAUUUCCCUAUGGGCCAAUAGUGAUGACGACAUAGCGGUUUGGGCAAUAACUUUAGCUGGCGAUGCCAUAUAUCGGACUGGAGUUACAGUUUCUUCACCUACGGGUACUCAUUGGGAACAUGUUAAUAACCCACAAUCGCUUAUAGCCAUAAGCACAUGCAAUAAUAUAGUUUGGGUUGUUGGCCGAAAAGGAGAACUUUAUUAUAGAGAAGACAUAUCUAAAGAGCAUCCAUCUGGAACCAACUGGAAAUUGAUUGAGGCCCCAAAAUGUAGUCAUUCCUAUAACCACAAGUCUGGUGCAGGUGCUAAAGCAGUUUCAUUAACCAAAACUUCAGCGUGGGUGUUGCUUUUAAAUGGAACUAUAGCCGUGAGGACCGACCUUUCUAGAAACCAACAGGAUGGCAAAGAGUGGAAAUAUUUAACAGAUUGUGAUAUGACUUACAAACAUGUUUCGGCUGAAGAUAAUGAGGUAUGGGCAAUAACUUCAGAGGGAGUACUUCAGAGAAGACUCGGUAUAUCUGCAGAUAACGUCACCGGUUCAGCUUGGCAACAUAUAUUGUCAGCCAGCCUCGUUCAUGUGUCGGCUAGGGGAGGUUGUUUAAAAUGAAAAUUAUCGUCUCUCAUCUCAAAUAAUCUCGUAUAUUUAAGACCAUCUAUAAUUUUCUUGGAGGCUAUUUCUACGGAAUGCGGUUAUUAAUUAUUAUUAGUUCCUCUUUAUGGGCUUGAGUAAUAGCUAUCAUAGAUAAGUAUUUGAUAUUAUUAUAGAGAUGCUUUCUUUAGACCUACAAAAAAUGCAAGUUCACUGCUACUCAGUAGUAGCAGUAUGAAUAAUACCUGUGCAAAGCAUCUUAAGACUAAAUGUACUUAUUCGCUUUCUGAUUUGCAGGUAUUAGAUUCCUGGUAAAAGUUUAAAUACAUAUUGUAUUAAUUAUAUGAAAGAAAUUUAAAUAGGUAUUGACUGUUUAUAUUUUAAUCAACUCGACGCAUUGGCGAUAAGACUUCCGGAGACUGAGGGCAACGCCUUGUAGGCGUGUCCUCAAACGGCCGAUCUCACUAUCAUCUACUCUUAAUCGUUUGCAGCAAAUGCCCUUUAUUGAGACGAGUACUGUCAUAUCACGAUUCGCCAUCUGAAUGAUAUGCACGCACAAGUCUCAUUCGUAAAUCAGUGCAGUAAGCUAGCCAGCAUAGUAUCUAAUCCCGUGUGAUGUGCAUAUUCGUUUACUAGAAAAUAUCUUAA
Molecule: messenger RNA, 4823 nt
Organism: Spodoptera exigua (beet armyworm)
Lineage: Eukaryota; Metazoa; Arthropoda; Insecta; Lepidoptera; Noctuidae
Source: the annotation of a GenBank genome assembly